Messenger RNA from Gryllus bimaculatus (two-spotted cricket), 427 nucleotides. NCBI's taxonomy places the organism in Eukaryota, Metazoa, Arthropoda, Insecta, Orthoptera, Gryllidae. The record is from the annotation of a GenBank genome assembly.
ACUUAACCUUCUUCCAUGCGACGAAGUUGACGUCGUUGGUUCACUGAGUCCAGAGUUCACCUUGAGUCAGGACAUUAGUUGGCGAUACGCUGUCUGGCAGAGGCCGCUUGGGCAGAUUGUUCUUUGACGCCGCCAGGGCCUCUUGCGCCACGCCGUAGAGGCGCGCACUAGCGCCGUGUUGGACGUGCGGCCGGCCGGCGCGCCGACAUACGGGCAUUUGUGUUGGACGAUGCCACAACAGGAGAACACCAUGGACACUCCAGGGGACUCAGUAGCUAAGCAGCCAUCAAGCAGCGCUAACAGUUUCUGGUGGCGCCAGCAUCUCGCUGCUUGUAUAGUUCUACAAUAUGCAAUAAGAAGGGUACAAAAGGGUAACCAUAAGAGCCAACCCUCUCAAAAAAGGAAAGAAAGGACCAGAAGACACUAA